Molecule: messenger RNA, 1709 nt
Organism: Vidua macroura (Pin-tailed whydah)
Lineage: Eukaryota; Metazoa; Chordata; Aves; Passeriformes; Viduidae
Product: zinc finger protein 70-like
Exons: 2
Coding region: 102-1709 (535 amino acids)
Biological process (GO): regulation of transcription by RNA polymerase II
Molecular function (GO): DNA-binding transcription factor activity; RNA polymerase II cis-regulatory region sequence-specific DNA binding
Source: RefSeq, a predicted model, not a curated record
CCUGUCCGAGGAGGAGGAGGAGGAGGAGGAGGAGCAGCCAGGUGAGGAGGAGGAAGGGCCAGGUGAGGAAGGAACUGGUGAAGAACCAGGUGAGGAGGAAGAUGCAGGUGAGGAGGAAGAUGCAGGUGAGGAGGAAGAUGCAGGUGAGGAGGAAGAACCAGGUGAGGAAGAAGACCCAGGUGAUGAAGAUGCAGGUGAUGAAGAUGCAGGUGAUGAAGACCCAGGUGAUGAAGAUGCAGGUGAGGAGGAAGACCCAGGUGAUGAAGAUGCAGGUGAAGGGAACCCAGGUGACGACGACGACGACGACCCCGAGCCAGGUGCGGCCCGCCAGGUGCGCCCCUCUCCAGGUGACCCCUCCACCUCCCGCCUCCGCCGGCCCCGCCUUUACCUGCGGCCACGCCCAGCCGCGGAAGAGCCCGGCCCCUCCCACCUGCAGGCGCCCUGGGACCACCCAGGUGCGCCGGGGGGCCGCCUCACCUGAGCCAGGUGCGCCGGCCUUCGUGCAGCUCAUCGACGAGCGCGGCGUCUACUCCACGGCCAAGCUGGUGCUGGGCGGCCGCUCAGGUGCGCCAGGCGCGCCAGGUGAGGAGGACGACGAGGACGAAGAAGAGCGCCGAGCCCCGCCCGAGGAGGAAGAGGAGGAGGAGGAAGAGCUCCCCGCUCACCUGGAGAUCCGCCAGGUGAUCGUGGCCGAGAAGCCCUUCCAGUGCCCCGUGUGCCACAAGGGCUUCAAGCGCACCUGGGAGCUGCUGAGCCACCAGGUGGUGCACACCGAGGCGCGGCCCUACACCUGCCACCUGUGCCGCGCCACCUUCAAGCGCCACUCGGACUUCAAGAGCCACGGGCUGGUGCACACGGAGGAGCGGCCGCACAGGUGCGACCUGUGCGGGAAGCGCUUCAAGCGCUCCUCCAACCUGCAGGAGCACCGCCGCAUCCACAGCGGCGAGCGCCCCUUCACCUGCCCCAGGUGCGCCAAGGGCUUCAAGACGCCCUACGAGCGCCAGCGCCACGCCCUGACCCACCUGGCGGCCGAGAAGCCCUUCAGGUGCGGCGAGUGCGGCAAGGAUUUCCCGGCGGCCAACGCGCUGCUGCUGCACCGGCGGCACAGGUGCCAGGACAAGCCGCACACCUGCGGCGUCUGCGGGAAGCGCUUCACCUACGGCCACUCCCUGAAGGUGCACGAGCGCGUGCACACGGGCGACCGGCCCUUCAGGUGCGCGCUCUGCGGCAAGGCCUUCAAGCAGAGCAACGCGCUGGCCUCGCACGAGCGCGUGCACACAGGUGAGCGCCCCUUCGCCUGCCGCACCUGCGGCAAGGCCUUCAAGCAGUCGUCCUACCUGGCCAUCCACCAGCGGGCGCACACGGGCGAGCGGCCCUACAGGUGCGAGGCGUGCGGCAAGGCGUUCGCCCGGCCCUCGCUGCUGCUGCAGCACCGGCGCGUGCACAGCCAGGUGAGGCCGCACCAGUGCGGCCACUGCCACAAGUUCUUCAAGGACCUGGCGUACCUGGCCGUGCACGAGAAGGUGCACACAGGUGAGACGCCCUACAAGUGCGGCGUGUGCGCCAAGGGCUUCGCGCACCCCCUCCAACCUGCUGCAGCACCAGCGCGUGCACCGCGACACCUGAGCCGCGCGCCAGGUGAGCGCCUGUGCUCACCCGGAAAGGUGCGGCGUCCUCGGGCCGAGCGCCGUGGGCGGAGCCCCAGGUGA